AUGAUGAGUCCCGCCCAAGAUAAACUGCACCACCAGCACCAUCAUCAUAACCCCUCUUCGUCGUCUUCCAAGAUGGCUAACGUUUAUCAGGUUACGACGCCAAAAUCUCCUCAGGAUUUGGACAACAAUAUGGACGAGCCCUUCAAAAUGGGCACCGCCACUGGUAAUGCGGACAAGGACAGUGAAAAUACCCAGCGGUUGAAGUACGAGUGCGCCAAGGGGGAGAUACUGAAUGUUCUGAAUCUGCAUAUAAUGCUCAAUCACAAGCAUAUCGGGCACUUGCGAAGAAAUGUCCAAAGGGUUAACGCAAAACUAGCUCUCUUGGAAACCCUGCAUAACGAUACUAGCUUAUUGAACAAAAUCGAACGGACAUAUCAACUUAAAAUAAAGCAACAGCAACAGCAUAGCGCCCUCAGCGGCCACCCUCAUUACAGUAUGGGUAUGGAAAAUACAAACGCAUCAGAUUAUAACUUAUCAUACCCGGCUCUAUCGGAUUAUAACAUCAAUUGUCAGCCCCUGUCCUCAAGCAGCAACUCAAAUAUGUCGACAACGCGCAUACCUCACCAUCACUAUCAUACCAGAAGCAAGAGUAAUGGGCUCCUUUUGGAGCCUUCUGCCCUCCGUCCGGCAAACUCGAAUAUAAUUGACUACAGACUGACAGGUUCUAAAUCCCUAUCGGAAGCUAUAACCAAGCCCACUCUCGUCUCCUUGCCUCACACCAAAUCGGAUGGUACUUCCUCGCCUCGUUCCUCUUCAAUAUCCCCCUUAGACGAGCAGCCAGGGUUUCAAAUACUCCCCUUUAAACCAAGCCAGAUGCACCUUAACCACAGACGUAAUUACAGUAGCACCUGCUUGACGAGCAAUAGCGGUAUCAUUGGUAAGACCGAAGAUAAUGAGCCCAUUUUCAGGAGAUACGACGGAAUUCUGGUUAUAAUUACAUGCUCCAAAUGCGACCGUUCUGGCUUCACUUCCGCGCAAGGUAUCGUCAACCAUACCCGACUAAAGCAUUCCAAACUAUAUUCGAGCCAACCGUUGGCCGUUUUAAACAACCAAAAACUACUUCCUAAUGAUAAACAAGAUCCGGAAAUUUUAUCCAAGUUCGAGAAAUUAAAGCUAAACCCAAACAAAGACUAUCUGCCUUCUGACAUUGCAAUUCCAAAACCGCAGUCACCAAUCAAUCCCACAGAAAACCAUACACGGGUUCAAAAGACUAUCAAGGACACUCCUCAUUUAGAAAAACUAUACGAAAAUAAAGACGAUUUCAGAAAACUGAUUGAUAUGGUCAAUGAAACUCCGAAUGACUUGAAUGAGUUUUUAAAGCAGCGUGAAAUUCAACUAAGACAGCAGAAAGAGCAGGAAGAGGAAUCUUCUAAAUCUGAUGAUGAAGCUUCUUAUGUCCCAUCACCGUCUCUCUCGGCAACGACUACUACGCCAACGACUACAGACCCGCCCUCUCCACCAGUUUUAUCCUCCUCUUUGCAAAGAAAAUUGCUACGUAAGAGGAAGUUGGGUUUAAAUAGCACUGCUCCCAUUGAAGAUUUACCUCUAAGAGAAAGGUUGAGAGCACAUCCCACUGACAAAAAACCAAGAAAAGUGGCCCUUUUAACUAAUGAACUUGAAGGCCCUGCUACUGUAGCAAAGUCUUCUUCCUAUUACAAUUUAAGGUCGAAAUCAAGGCUCCGUGGGUCUCAUACAUAG
Messenger RNA from Saccharomyces paradoxus, 1698 nucleotides. It is a transcript of the gene AHC1, whose product is annotated as Ahc1p. The transcript has a single exon. The record is from RefSeq and is a predicted model, not a curated record. NCBI's taxonomy places the organism in Eukaryota, Fungi, Ascomycota, Saccharomycetes, Saccharomycetales, Saccharomycetaceae. Bases 1 to 1698 code for a protein of 565 amino acids.